Molecule: messenger RNA, 465 nt
Organism: Verticillium nonalfalfae
Lineage: Eukaryota; Fungi; Ascomycota; Sordariomycetes; Glomerellales; Plectosphaerellaceae
Gene: MNH1
Product: Protein mago nashi
Exons: 6
Coding region: 1-465 (154 amino acids)
Biological process (GO): RNA splicing
Cellular component (GO): nucleus; exon-exon junction complex
Source: RefSeq, a predicted model, not a curated record
AUGGCGGACACGAGCGAUACCUUUUACAUGAGAUACUACUCCGGCCACUCUGGACGCUUUGGCCAUGAGUUUCUCGAGUUCGACUUUCGCGUAGUUGGCGACGGCCGCAGUGCGAUCGCGCGGUACGCCAACAACUCGAACUACCGAAACGACAGCUUGAUCCGCAAAGAGAUGUGUGUCAGCUCGCUGGUUAUUGAAGAGAUCCGGCGCAUCAUCAAGUCGAGCGAGAUCAUGAAGGAAGACGACUCGAAGUGGCCGCAGAAGAACAAGGACGGGCGCCAGGAGCUCGAGAUUCGUCUCGGCAACGAUCACAUUUCCUUCGAGACGGCCAAGAUUGGCUCCCUCGUGGACGUGACCGAGUCAGCGGACCCGGAAGGCCUGCGUGUCUUCUACUAUCUGGUGCAGGACCUGAAGGCGUUGGUAUUCAGCCUAAUCGCCCUUCACUUCAAGAUCAAGCCGAUCUAG